Messenger RNA from Chaetomium strumarium, 1618 nucleotides. Its product is annotated as mitochondrial ribosomal death-associated protein 3-domain-containing protein. The coding region runs from base 155 to 1603 and encodes 482 amino acids. Gene Ontology annotation, biological process: mitochondrial translation. Gene Ontology annotation, molecular function: structural constituent of ribosome. The transcript has 2 exons. Lineage: Eukaryota; Fungi; Ascomycota; Sordariomycetes; Sordariales; Chaetomiaceae. The record is from RefSeq and is a predicted model, not a curated record. Gene Ontology annotation, cellular component: mitochondrial small ribosomal subunit.
CACUCGUCUCCAUGUCCAAUUUUGACUCGGUUGACGGGCCCAGAGAUUUUGUAACAGCUCCGGCCGGCUGCCAUUGGCGACUCGGACGGUACCGCACGAUGCCAUAAAACCCCCAGCUGCCGACAGAGACGACAAGACACACAUCCGGCACACUAUGUCGGCGCCCAACUGCCUGCGGGGCCUGGUGCGGCCCUCGGCGACAAUUCCGAUUUCAGCCCCUCGAAGUGCCGCUCCGCGGGCCGCCCCAAUCGGCCUCGCACGGCCGGCACCUUUCUCGACGACCGCCCUAAACGCAAGACGACAGGACCCGAACCAGCAGGGCGGUGGGGGGAAGGGGCACGUCCGGCAGGGGAAGAAGCUGAAGCUCGGUAAAUUCAAGAAAACCGCAGUCGAGAGCAAGGGCAAGCCGCCACUGCCGGGCGAGCGCAGGGCCUACCGCAAGCGCAUCACCCUUAGCAACGACAACGCUAUCCCGGUGCCGUGGCUGAAGGAUAUUGGUGCGGACGGCCUGGCGAACGCGCAGAACAUCGCUAGGGUUCUUGCUCUCCCCGAGGAGGUGCAGGACCAGCUGCGCGCGAGCGAGGCCUUCAAGCCGACACAAUGCUGGGGCAUGUUCAGGAAACCGUCGUUGCUGGUGCGGAAGGAGUCGGUCGACCUAAUGAACCGGAUACAGACCUCAGUCGAUAACAAGCAGACGCUGAGGCUCGUCGUUACGGGCGACAAGGUGACCGGCAAGAGCAUGAUGCUCCUCCAAGCCCAGGCCCACGCCUUCCUCAACAACUGGAUAGUGAUCCAUGUCCCAGAGGGCCAAGAACUCACCACGGCUUGCACGGAGUACGCGCCUAUCCCCAACACCGAUCCGGUGCAGUACAUGCAGCCCGUGUACAUCCUGAAGCUGCUGCAAUCCAUCAAGCGCGCCAACGAGAAGAUCCUGGCAAAGACCUACACCAUGACCGGGCACCCGGAACUGCCGCAGAACAUUACGCCCAACACGCCCCUUCUAGCGCUCUGCAACGCCGCCAAGGAGCCCGACUCGGCCUGGCCCGUCUUCCAGGCGCUGUGGAACGAGCUGACGGCGCACGGGACGGCGGCCAACCGCCCGCCCAUCCUGCUGUCGCUGGACGGGCUGGCCCACGUGAUGCGGGUGUCAGACUACCGCUCGCCGGCGUUCGAGCGCAUCCACUCGCACGACCUGGCGCUCGUGCGGCUCUUCACGGACACGCUGGGCGGCGCCGUGCAGUUCCCCGCGGGCGGCGCCGUGCUGGCGGCCACGAGCCGCAACAACGCGCCGCGGUCGCCGAGCAUGGAGCUGUCCCUGGCGCAGCGCGAGGCCGAGCAGGCCAAGAGGGAAGAAGUGCCCCAGAAGGAUCCCUUCUUCAGGGGCUACGACGACCGGGUCGAGGCCGUGCUGCGCUCCGUGCAGGUGAUCCGCCUGGGCGGGGUCAGCAAGCUGGAGGCGCGCGCUCUGAUGGAGUACUGGGCGGCCAGCGGCAUGCUGCGGGCGACGGUGGACGAGAAGGCGGUCACGGAGAAGUGGACGCUGGCGGGCAGUGGUGUUCUGGGCGAGAUGGAGCGGGCCGCGCUGCUGACGAUGCGGAUUUGAGAUGGGGAGUGGGGG